CCAACGCUUUCGUGGACAGACAUUGCCGUGGCGUCAGAAAGCGGCACGAAAACUUGUGAAACGCAUGGCGUUACGCAAUUGGCUGCUCCCUCCCAGGACAGUCGUUCGGCUAUCUUUCUCUUUCUCUCUCUCUCUCUCUCUCUCACCCUUUUUCGCAACGAAUCUCUGACGGGCGAUAAUUUGCGCCUCUGCCCGUCCGAGUCCGCUCAUCGAGAGCACCUUCAGCCACCCUAA
This is a messenger RNA of Protopolystoma xenopodis, 234 nucleotides long. The record is from the annotation of a GenBank genome assembly. NCBI's taxonomy places the organism in Eukaryota, Metazoa, Platyhelminthes, Monogenea, Polystomatidea, Polystomatidae.